This is a messenger RNA of Lichtheimia ornata, 654 nucleotides long. RefSeq lists its product as uncharacterized. Bases 1 to 654 code for a protein of 217 amino acids. The transcript has 2 exons. The record is from RefSeq and is a predicted model, not a curated record. Lineage: Eukaryota; Fungi; Mucoromycota; Mucoromycetes; Mucorales; Lichtheimiaceae.
AUGUCACAACACACCACUGCUAUGGCAUAUCGUCCUGAAGAUCAAAAUACAGCAACAGCAACAGCAGCCACUGGUCCCAACCACAUGAUGUCGUAUGGACUCCUUCAUCCACCGCUUCUUUCUUCAACUUCUUCACCCACAGCCAAUCCACCACCAUCACAACAUCAUCCUCCACCACCAUCAUCCUGGAAUAUGGAUCCAUCAAUUGCUGCCACAGGUGGUGCACCUACUCCUACUACUCCUACUACCACAACAGCUACCACUACAUCAUCGUCAUCAUCGACGACUACCAAACCAGCUAAUCCAAAUGGGUCAUCAUCCUCAACCAGCAACACAUCACUCAAUGUAGCUGGAGCUGAUCCAAACAAACAAUACCAUGCCGAGUGGGGUGUUAUGAAGGAACAGGAUUUCCAUCCACUCACUCUUAAGCAUCAACGAGAUCUCGAAAACCACUAUCAAACCGGCAACGUUAUCGCUGACUUUUACUUCUGGCAGGCCAAUUUGGGAGGAUAUUGUAUGGCUGAUAUGGUGCAAAACAUUGUCGUCUCGUCUGAAGGCGUCUUUGUACUCGUACGUCGUAUUGUUGAAGGUGCUGCUCAUCCUGGUCGCAGAAAAAAGAAACAACAACCAACACAACAACCCCGUGAAGCAUGA